GCAGAUGUGUUAAUGUUGAAUUAGUCUGAACAACUGUUCCUAAAUUUCAUAUUCUAAAUCAAAUCUUUAAAAACCCACUCACAAAGCUGAAACUAUUUUGCUUAGGUUAUAAAAUGUGGAUCUUUUAUGGCUAUCACAGACAUAUGUUGACCUUAUAGUAAACGAUGCAUUGCUGUAGAUAAAAGUACAAAACUGAGUAUCAUUUCACUGCAAUGAGUCAUUUUACUUACUUCUUUAAGUACAAUUUUGUGACAAGUUUGCUUAGGUUUUGAAUGCAUGACUUUUACUUGCAGCAUAGUAUUUUUUAAGUGUAGAGAUACUUUUUCCUCUCUUCACCUGCCAGAGCUGACGGUCUACAUAAAAAAUGCAGAAAAAAUCUCCCUGAGGAAAGAGUCAGGCAAACAACUUAUCCUUUUUAAGCAUGUGCUUCCUCAUAGUUCUGAUCUUCCCAUCUAUUUCGUUUAGUCUUUUCUCAUCUAUAUUUUUGAUAUCUCUAUUUCCAAUGCUGUGUGAUCUUCAGAUAUUGUUUAUUAUUUGCCUUCAAUUCUCUUUUUCCUACAAAGCUAACUAUAAUUACUUAAAUUUGAGUAAAUGAUCUGAAUAUUUCUUCCACUACUGGGGAAGUAAGUUAAACCCUUAAACCCCGUACAAAGGCUUCUUAGGCCCUAACUACAUUUCCCACAAUUCCCAGCUGUGCGUCUGUAUAAACGUCACUUCAAUACGUCGCAGUCUGAUUGAAAGACAUUCAACCUUGUGUUGGGUUCUGUGUGGUUGUUCAUUCCUUCCUGUUUACAUCAGAGAUGUCGUGUCCCGUUUAUCACGCCGCACCGGAGUUGAACCCAAGCCUCCUCCCCUUAAACUGGCUCCUUGGUGCCUGGGAGUCAGAUGAGCCUGGAGAAGGCAGCUUUCCUUCCAUAGAACCGUUCCGCUACACAGAGACCCUGCACUUCAGCCAUGUCGGAGGACCAAUGAUAAACUUCAUGUUCAAUGCGUUCCAUGCAGAAUCUAAAAAGCCGAUGCACCAGGAGUGUGGCUUCAUUCGAAUGCAGCCAGGAACCAACAAAGUGGCGUUCAUCAUCGCACAAAACUCAGGUCUGAUGGAGAUUGAGGAGGGGGAGCUGACUGGGAAGCAGCUGAACCUGAAGACCCACGCUCUGGCCAGAAUCUCUUUUGCCAAGAAGCCACAAGUCAAGCAGAUUUCCAGAGAGUUUCAGCUCCGAUCAGAUGGAAGGCUGGAGCAGACUGUUUCCAUGGCAACAGACAACCAGCCUCUGAAGCAGCACCUGCACGUCGUCUACCGUCGGCCAUCUUGAUUCAUCAUGCAGGCUGGCUUCUGCUGCAUAAAUAACUUUGUCUGGCAUGACAAAUGUUGCUGGGAAAAAAAAGGCUUGGUCAAUAAUCAGAUGUGUCAGAUAAACAUGUAAACAUCUAUAUUAUCCAUUAAUGGUACAUGCACUAAUAACAGGUAAUGGUUUAUGCAUGGCUUUGGGACAGAUGUAAGUUGUAUUUAAUGGCCUCGUUUGGGAAACUAUACUUUUUGUUUGGAGUUAUGUCUCUAUUAACUGCCAGAUAUUUGAUCAUUGAGUUUGAAAGCUUAUGAAGGAUGAUAUUGAGGACAGUAUCAUUUUUUCAUAUCAUUGCACUAUUAUAAGUUUGACAGCUAAAUUAACUGUUGUGCUUCUGGAGUCACUUUUUUUGUUUGUUUAGAGUUAGUUUUUCUUUUACUUUCUAUGUACUUCUUCCUGUCCUUGUGGAUUUCAAAUUUGAAUUUCAUUUUCAAUAAAGUCUUUGUCUAAAACUGAAA
This is a messenger RNA of Platichthys flesus (European flounder), 1804 nucleotides long. It is a transcript of the gene thap4, whose product is annotated as THAP domain containing 4. Lineage: Eukaryota; Metazoa; Chordata; Actinopteri; Pleuronectiformes; Pleuronectidae. The transcript is spliced from 5 exons. Bases 801 to 1313 code for a protein of 170 amino acids. The record is from RefSeq and is a predicted model, not a curated record.